This is a messenger RNA of Frankliniella occidentalis (western flower thrips), 2006 nucleotides long. Its product is annotated as SET domain-containing protein SmydA-8. The record is from RefSeq and is a predicted model, not a curated record. Lineage: Eukaryota; Metazoa; Arthropoda; Insecta; Thysanoptera; Thripidae. The coding region runs from base 125 to 1765 and encodes 546 amino acids. Gene Ontology annotation, molecular function: protein binding. The transcript has 11 exons.
GCUGUCACUGCAGGUCACCGUAUUUCGCAGGCAGCAGGCGGUGCCACCUCUCACCACGUUGCGGAGGUGCUCUCUGCCCCAGCUACCCCAGCGACACCAACAACUGAUUUGGAACGGCUCCACAAUGGAGGAUCAUUUUACGUAUGGUCCUCGCAGAGGCCCGUGUGUCGUCUGUGGCCAGGCUGGUACUGCAUGCGCGCGCUGCCGCGUCGCCUUCUACUGUGGCAAGGAACACCAGAAACAGCAUUGGAAACUGCAUAAGCCGACCUGCGGUUGCCUCGAGGUACGUGCUGACGAGCGUGUAGGCCGACACAUCGUGGCCGUUAAGGACAUCCCGAUGCGCACUGUCCUCAUGAGGGAGCUGCCGCUGGUCGUCUACCCUGGAGCCUCAACGAAUCCGCUUGAACCCACGAAGUUGUGCGUCGCGUGCUGUUUGAAGUGCAAUGAAACUGUCCCAUGCAGCCAUUGCGGAUGGCCUCUUUGCAAACGUAGCUGCCCCUAUCUGGAUCGCCACAACAUCGAAUGCGCUGCUCUAAAACCUAAACAGGCCCCCGUAAAAUGUUUUAGUGUCACGGCCCUGCAUGUACUCGGUGUGGUUCGGAUUUGGAAGACGUUUGAGCAGGAGCAAGGGCCCCGUCUCUUAAAUCUGCAGCAUGAAAUGGCAACGCCAUCACCUGAAUAUGGCACGGUCGAAGCCGCGAACCUGAAAGUUGCCCGCGAAGGCUUUCGGACGGCGGUCUCAUCAGCUGCAGCCAUGGCAUCCACUAUGGUGGCGUGCAGUAGGCCUGAGACCCUGAAAGGAUUGGAAAGAGCCUCCGGGGCUGCUAUUUUAAACGGCUUUGUCUUGAUGAAUGAAAAGUGCGGAUCAGCCUUGUACUCUGGUCUAUCUCUGCUGGAGCAUUCGUGUGUGCCCAACGCACGCGUUAUUCCUGAUGAGGACUCAGACUCAGACGAACUACUCCUGAUCGCCUCGAGGGACAUCGCUGCCGGCGAGCACGUGACUAUUGACUACAACUAUCAACGAUUCCCCACCCUGUCCGAGCGCUUGCGUACCAACGCUUCAAGGGGCUUCGUGUGCCGCUGCGAGUUGUGCGAGGAUCCUACGGAAAAGGGGACUUACUUCAACGCCUGGUGCUGCACAACCUGCAAAAGCAGGGAUCUGAAGAGCCUAGUCACCCCAGUCGAUGCCUUUGGCUGGCAAUGCAGGGUAUGCAAGUCGAGCGGUCCGUCUGUUGAUCCAGCUGUACGUGAGCUGGAGGAGUCAUUCGCGUCGCUUCAGGCGUCGAUGGCGCUGCACCCUGAUCCUCUCGGGGAAGAUGCCCAGCGCUUGUGGCAGCGGUUCAUCGACUCUGCGGUGUGGCCGAAAGGACCUCUGCACCUGACUCACCACCUGGUGGUCAAGGCCAGGGCCGAGUUGUUAGGACAGGGCGACAACAGGUAUCCAGUCAGGAUACCAGCAACCCUCAAGGAGGCAGGGUACCUGGUAGAGAUCUGCAAAAGACUUCUGGACGUUGCAGUUGCUCUCCACCCACCUAUACAUGGCGACUGGUUUGAGGUCAAAAUGUUCCUCUUUGAAUUUACCAUGGCUAAACUCAUGCUGCAGCAUAGACAUGGACUCCAAGGCAAUCGAAGGACUGUUAAUUGUGAAAUUGAUAAGCUGAAGAAAGAAUUAUGUGCUCUUCUCGCUGAAAUCCGCCACAUUGCAGUCACCCAAUUUGAGCUGAAGGCCGUUCAAAGAAUGGAAUGGCUGUUAAGGUUUGUGUAGUUUUUAUAAGUGGACUUUACUCUUUGUUCUUGUAAAUUAAUAGAUCUACUGGAAUUUGUUUUGAUGUAAGAAAAGCAGAUGAAUCAUCUGCAAGUAUUUUGAGUAGUUUUAUUCCCAUAAAAGUUGUUGCUUUUGAAAUGGGGUGGGGUAUUACCUCUACACCCCAUCCCCAUCUGUGGAUUGAAAAUUCUUAUUGAGAUGCAAUUUGUUGGUACAUGCAUUAAAAAACUUUAACACGAAA